UAGUAGGAUGGUGUUUUUAUUUGUAUUAUUUUAUCUUUUAAUUUUUUCGUACAAAUUUUUUAGGAGCCUGGUUUCUCUGACUGAAACUUCAAACUAACACAUACAAAAUAAGAGUAACUGCUGAUGAGUUAUUCACUUAUAGAUGUAAGGUUCAGCUUGAGCUAUUUAGCCUGUAAACACAUGUGAAAAGUCAAAAAGGUGCACAUGCUGGCUGACCAGAAUGUUAAAAUAUUACUAUGCAAUAUUUCGUAUUUACCUGGCUAGAAGUACAAAACAAUAAAAUUGUAUAUUGUGUUUUGCCAUAAUAAAAAAAGGAAAUUAUGUAAAAAGCCACUCCACAAAUCCCUUUUGAAUUAUCUCUCAGGUUGAACAUAUUUGACCUAUUUUCAUAAAUUAAAUUUAGUAGUAAUGCACAAUCUGACCACUGUGACUGAUUUCAUCCUUCUCGGAUUUUCACAUUUCUCUAAGUGGAACAUGGUGAUGUUUGUGGUCUUUCUGAUCAUCUUUCUUAUGACUAUUGUAGGAAACAGUCUUAUUAUUUUGGCAGUCAGAGUAAACGAUAAGCUCCAAACUCCCAUGUAUUUUUUCCUAUCUAACCUUUCAGUCCUAGAGAUGUGUUAUACAUCUAUCACAAUACCAAAUAUAUUAUUCUCAUUAGCAAGAGGAACCAAUGUGAUCUCUUUCACUGGCUGCAUCAUCCAGGUCUACCUAUUUACACUGUGUGCCACCACUGAAUGCAUUCUUCUUGCUUGUAUGGCUUGUGACCGCUACGUGGCCAUCUGUCGACCCUUACACUACACAGUCAUCAUCAAUAAGAUGGUGUGCCUGUGUUUGGCAGCACUUGCUUGGCUAAGUGGAAUUCUAAACUCAACGAUCAACACUGUGUUUACAACAAGUCUUUGGUUUUGUGGUAGAAACUCCAUAGAGCGCCUCUACUGUGAGGUUCAACCUCUCAUUCGUCUCUCUUGUUCUGACACCCACAUAAACAACAUAUUGGCUACACUUUCAGCUGUUGUGUUUGGCGUCAGCUGCCUCAUUUUCAUUUUAACCUCCUACAUUUUUAUUUUGGUGACCAUAUUCAGAAUCCCAAGUAGGGCCAGCAGACAGAAGACUUUCUCCACUUGUGCUUCCCAUAUUACAGUAGUUGUACUAUACUUUGGAGCCCUCAUAUUCAUGUACCUUCUACCUAACAAUGGUUCUUCAGAAAAGCUGGAUUCUGCAGUCUCUAUGAUCUACUCAACAGUCACCCCCAUGCUAAACCCUAUCAUUUACAGCUUGAGGAACAACCAGGUUUUAGAGGCUCUGAAAUGUCUAACACACAUGUGAAAAAAAAUUGAAACAUUUCAAAAAACAUUUCUUAACAACUAGGCUGGACAAGUAGUGAUUUAAGAAGUAGAUUGUGGUAAUUAAGACUCUAUUUUAAAGUGCCAUUCAGCAUCAGUUGAAGUUGUUGGGUGUACUUUUUUUAGUUGUUCACAUAAAGAUUGUAAAUGCAAAAUGGUCAUAAUAUUUUGAUGUAAAAUCUUCCCUGACCUCGUCUUAAAAAAAGAAUAUGAAUACAAAAAGCAGAAGUAAGCAGUUAACGUUAUUAAUGUGAAUUUAUUUAUAGGACUUUCAAAUUCCAUAUCUCUUCCAUAGGGUUAACACAGCACCACUGUGGUUCCUUUGUCUACAGUUGGUUGAACACAGACUUAUCCAAAAUCUAAACACAACAGCUGCCGAUCGUUAUUCUUAAGAUUACAAAGCGUGCCUUUUUUUCCAGUUAGUAACUACAUU
Rana temporaria (common frog) is the source of this 1776-nucleotide messenger RNA. Its product is annotated as olfactory receptor 5V1-like. Gene Ontology annotation, molecular function: olfactory receptor activity; G protein-coupled receptor activity. The transcript has a single exon. Gene Ontology annotation, biological process: G protein-coupled receptor signaling pathway. NCBI's taxonomy places the organism in Eukaryota, Metazoa, Chordata, Amphibia, Anura, Ranidae. Gene Ontology annotation, cellular component: membrane. The record is from RefSeq and is a predicted model, not a curated record. The coding region runs from base 409 to 1326 and encodes 305 amino acids.